This is a messenger RNA of Pipistrellus nathusii (Nathusius's pipistrelle), 1062 nucleotides long. Lineage: Eukaryota; Metazoa; Chordata; Mammalia; Chiroptera; Vespertilionidae. The record is from the annotation of a GenBank genome assembly.
AUGUGCGGGCGCACGUCCUGCCACCUGCCCCGGGACGCGCUCACCCGGGCCUGCGCCUACCGGGACCGGCGGGGCCAGCACCGGCUCCCCGAGUGGAGGGACCCCGACAAGUACCGGCCCUCCUACAACAAGAGCCCGCAGUCCGACGGCCCCGUGCUGCUGUCCCGCCUCCACUUCGAGAAGGGUGCAGACUCAUCUGAGCGUGUCAUUGCUCCUAUGCGAUGGGGCUUGGUCCCAUCUUGGUUCAAAGAAGAUGAUCCUUCCAAACUGCAGUUCAACAUGAGCAACUGCCGUAGUGAUACCAUGAUGGAGAAACUGUCCUUCAAGGUGCCUCUGGGAAAGGGAAGACGCUGUGUUGUCCUGGCAGAUGGAUUCUACGAGUGGCAGCGAAGUCAGUACACGAGCCAGAGGCAGCCAUACUUCAUCUACUUCCCCCAAAUCAAAACAGAAAAGUCGGGCAGUAUUGAUGCUGCAGAUAGCCCUGAGGACAGGGAGAAAGUUUGGGACAACUGGAGGCUACUAACAAUGGCUGGGAUCUUUGACUGCUGGAAGCCACCACAGGGAGGAGACUGCCUGUAUUCCUACACCAUCAUCACAGUGGACUCCUGCAAAGGCUUGAAUGACAUCCACCAUAGGAUGCCUGCCAUAUUAGAUGGAGAGGAGGCAGUCUCUAAAUGGCUUGAUUUUGGUGAGGUCUCCACUCAGGAAGCUCUGAAGCUAAUCCACCCCACAGAAAACAUCGCCUUCCACCCAGUCUCUCCCAUGGUGAACAACUCCCGAAACAACACGCCUGAGUGUGUGGCUGCUGUUGACUUACAGGCCAAAAAGGAGUCCAAGCCAAGCGGCAGCAGCCAGAUGUUGCAGUGGCUGGCCACAAAGUCACCCAAAAAGGAAAACCCCAAAACACCCCAAAAGGCAGAGCCAGAUGUGCCCCAGUGGUCCAGCCAGUUCCUGCAGAAGAGCCCGCUCCCUCCCAAGAGAGGAGCCGCUGGGCUCAUGGAGCGAUGGCUGAAACAGGAGAAGGGGGAAGAGCCAGCGGCCAAGCGGCCUCACAACCAGUAA